CUUGUCUGUCAAUAAAUUCUACUAUAUUUUUUCGUUUCUAUGGCGACCGUGCUUUUUGUUGAGUUUUUCGAGUGAGAAAAAAUUUCAACAUUAUAUUGACGUUUGAAAUAGUUUUGAUUCAGAUGUGGAGAUAAUAAAAACAAUGUCCAUCGAUACAUUUCCAAUACUUUAUUUUAAUAUGUCUGGUGAAAUGAUCUAUAUUAUUGAUCAACGUUUAGAAGCGCAAAAAAUUGGUCAAUCAAAAGCUAAACGUGUAUUGAGUGAUAUUAUUCUUUCCAUAUUCAAUUCCAAACUGAUCAAUGAAGUAUUCAAACCACAUAAUACCAUUACAUUCCAUGUAUUACGAACGAUAUUUGAAAAAUUGGUUCAUUCAUCAAUCAUGCGUUUGAAUGAACAAAGUAUGAACAAAUUAUUCGAUCUUAUGAUCAUGGUUAUCAAAUAUCAACUGUUUGCAUGUCCAAAACCAUCCGAUAUUAUCACCGUAACCGAUAAUCAUUUCAUUUCCAUUAUUGAAAUGCUCAAAAACAAUGAUAAUGACGGUAAUAAUGGUGAUGAGCAGCAAAACAAACCAGAAACGUCAUGCAACAAUAUUGUUGAAAUAGUAAAUGUCGUUCGAAAUCAAUUUCUAUUACAUUAUCAACAAUAUGAUUUGCUAAGAUUUCAGCAGAUUCGUUAUAAUCUAUUGAAUUUUCUCAAAGAUAUUCGUACACGUGUAUCGAUAUUUUUACGGGAAGGAUUGCAAACGAAUGAUGGUAUGUUUGUUAUUCCAUAUCAAAAUGUAAUGGUCGAAUGUGAAUGUCAAAUACCUGGUGUUGUAAGAUAUUUUCAUGGUUCAUAUAAUGAAAUUAUUCGUACAGAACAUUUUGAUGUUGGUGGUCAUUACUUGGUUGAUGAUAGUCGUACAAAACUUGGAUUAAAUAUAUACAAAAAAGAAAUCGAACCACCAAAACAAAAUGUUUGCGAACAAAAAUCCAAUGACAACACGGCAAUCAUCGCUAAUAAUCGUAAAGAAAUGGAUCUAUUGGCUAAACUCAUCUGUAAAACCCCACAAGAUGAUCGUCGUGAUUCUAUAGUCGAACUGAAAUUUGAUUUUUUGUCUACCGAAACUGAAAAUAAUGAUAAAUUAACUUCCAAAACGAUGUCGAAUGAUAAAUCAAUACAGAUUAUUGAUACUAGUGAUCAUAAUAAUGAACAAUUAAUCCAAAUAAUUCACGAUCUUCAAGAACUUUCCGUGGUAACAAAUCAACAGAAUACCAACCAGGCCAAACCAAUCAAUCAUCAAACAAGUGGGGAUGAUUUAGAUCUCCUUGAAUUAAUGGAUUCCUAAAUAAACGAGAAAAAACAAUGUACAAUCAGUAAAAAGUGCGAAACAAAUUCAUUUUGUCAUCACAAACAAAUAAAUAAAAACGAUAAUAAUUAUCGUCUUGACUUGAUUGAUUUAAUUUAGCGAAAACGUAACGUUAAUGUUUUGCGAAAUUUAAUGAAUAAA
This is a messenger RNA of Dermatophagoides pteronyssinus (European house dust mite), 1489 nucleotides long. RefSeq names its product Organic solute carrier partner 1 (gene OSCP1). NCBI's taxonomy places the organism in Eukaryota, Metazoa, Arthropoda, Arachnida, Sarcoptiformes, Pyroglyphidae. Gene Ontology annotation, cellular component: cytoplasm; plasma membrane. The record is from RefSeq and is a predicted model, not a curated record. Gene Ontology annotation, biological process: transport.